This is a messenger RNA of Histoplasma mississippiense, 1299 nucleotides long. RefSeq lists its product as hypothetical. The record is from RefSeq and is a predicted model, not a curated record. The transcript has 4 exons. NCBI's taxonomy places the organism in Eukaryota, Fungi, Ascomycota, Eurotiomycetes, Onygenales, Ajellomycetaceae. Bases 1 to 1299 code for a protein of 432 amino acids.
AUGUUGGUGUCUCCCCGUAGAUACCGUCGCUGGUGGCGGUGGCUGUUUGGCCCUGUCCUCUUCGCCCGCCGCGGCUCGCAUGGACAUCUGAGCGUCCUGUUCAUCUCCUGCGUCCUCUUCUUCGCCGUCGUCGAUUACCUCACCUUCUCCACGUCGUCAUUGGCGCUAUCUUCCCGCUCAUCCUCGUCACGAGUGUCUGCAAAUACAGCACUCGUUCCAGGGAUAAGGUCCGUCUAUGUGGCCAGCACGCACUGGAACAAUGAGGCCAUCCUGCGCAGCCAUUGGAAUGCCGCCGUUGUCGAGCUGGCGAGGAAGUUCGGGAAAGAGAACAUAUACGUUUCCGUCUAUGAGAGUGGAAGUUGGGAUGAUUCGAAAGGCGCGCUGAGGGAGCUGGAUAUGCAGCUGGGAGAAUUGGGCGUUGACAGGACGAUCGUCCUGGAUCCCACCACCCACGAGAACGAGAUCAGCAAGCCUCCCGCGGAGGAAGGGUGGAUUGAUACGGCCCGGGGCAAGAGGGAGCUCAGACGCAUCCCGUACCUGGCUCAUAUGCGGAAUAAGUCGUUGGAGCCAUUGGAGAAGCUUGUACGGGCUGGGAGGACGUUCGAUAAGAUUAUCUUUCUGAAUGAUGUCAUAUUUUCGAUGACGGAUAUCAUAACUCUUCUCAAUACCCGCUCCGGGUCAUACGCCGCGACGUGCUCGCUCGAUUUCGCAAAACCGGGGCUCUUCUAUGACACAUUUGCCCUGCGGGACUGGAAGGGCUCCGCUGCCUUCUCCCAGCGCUAUCCAUACUUCAGCGCCAGGCGUUCACGCAACGCCUUGCUAGCAGCAAAGCCCAUCCCCGUGCAAAGUUGCUGGAACGGGAUUGCAAUCUUCGACGCCGCUCCCUUCCAAACAACCCAGACCCCGCUCCGCUUCCGCGCCAUCCCCGACUCGCUCGCCAAAUACCACCUCGAAGGCUCCGAAUGCUGCCUCAUCCACUACGACAACCCCCUCUCAGCCUCCAAGGGUGUCUGGCUGAAUCCCAACGUGCGCGUCGGAUAUAACCUGGUCGCCUACGAGUCUGCGGCGCGCGGGUGGCCGUCGACGCGGGACGCUGUGCUUGUGGGCUGGUGGAAGGGGUUUCUUGCUUCGUUGCUGGACUUGCCGUGGCGGCCAAGGGCGAUCGAGGCGAGGUUUAGGGCAUGGGAGAAGGAGGAGGAUGACGAUACCUCUUCUUCUUUUUCUUUUUCUUCUUCUUCUUCUUCUUCUUCUUCUUCUUCUUCUUCUUUUUCUAGCCAGGUUGUGCAGAACUGUGUGUGA